GGUUGAUGGAGCGAGGUCCUGUAGCGACAGCCGAGCCGGAGGCUGCUGCUCCUGGCUCUCUCCCGUGGGUUUGGCCGCUUCAUCCGUGUUUUUGGAAGGACAGCUGAGGGUCCGGGUGGAGGAGGCCACACAGGAUUCACAAAUAAAUUCUACACCAAGCCCACGACUUCUGCGAGGUCUCCUCUUGCCCCCAUGGACAGGCUCCAGCCGUGGCAGGGCUUCAAGCACUGUCUGGUGGCUCACAGGCUUGAGCUCUGAAAGAAUGGGGACGCGCUGCCCAGCGCCAUGAGGACCAGCCGCUGCAGCCACCUGCCUGGAGUCCCUCCGGAGUGCCCGCGCCCUCCGGCCCUCGAUGGCAAGAGCCUGCCCGGCAGCAGCGGGGGCCUGGCCACCAGCUGUCCCCAGUAUGUCAUGCAGGUGUCCUCCAAGGACGGGCAGCUGCUCUCCUCCGUGGUGCGGACCCUGGCCGUGCAGAGCAGCCCCUUCAAUGACCGGCCCAUCUGUAGGAUCUGCCACGAGGGCAGCAGCCACGAGGAGCUGCUGUCCCCCUGCGAGUGCACGGGGACGCUGGGCACCAUCCACCGCAGCUGCCUGGAGCGCUGGCUGUCGUCCUCCAACACCAGCUACUGUGAGCUCUGCCACUUCAGCUUUGCAGUGGAGCGCAAGCCCAGGCCACUGGUGGAGUGGCUGAGGAACCCGGGCCCCCAGCACGAGAAGAGGACUCUCUUUGGGGACAUGGUGUGCUUCUUGUUCAUCACCCCGCUGGCCACCGUCUCCGGCUGGCUGUGCCUGCGAGGAGCCGUGGACCACCUGCACUUUAGCAGUAGGCUGGAAGCUGUUGGCCUCAUUGCACUCACUGUGGCACUCUUCACUAUUUACCUCUUUUGGACCCUGGUGUCCUUCAGGUACCACUGCCGGCUGUACCACGAGUGGCGUCGGAACAAUCAGCGGGUGAUGCUCCUCAUCCCAAAAUCUGCCAACGCCCCCUCCACCCAGCAGUCCCUGCUGGGCCUGCAGCCCCUCAAAAGGAGCUCCAAGGAGACAAUCGUGUGAUUUGGGGUGCAGCUGCACACUAAAGAUAUUUUUCUUUCCUCAGACCCACCGGGGUCGGGCAGCGUCCAGCACCCAGGAAUGUGCAAUUUGGAUUUACAGACUGACUGCAGAGGGAUAAAUCACAGCCAGAAUUCAAGUCAUGGAUGCUGCAGUCAUUUGUGGCAUUUGCUAAGCUGCCAAAUGAGUUUAGUUAGCAGGGACCCUAUGGAUUCUGCAAAUAUGUUAAUUGUUGCGUCAUCGAGUGAUGCAAACUUUUUUUAUUGUUUAAAGUAUUAAACUAUGGUAAUUAACAAUGCAAAACAGGUUUAAAAAGUGCUUUGUUUUUAUGAUUUCUUGUUCCUACAGUACUGUUUCUUUGAGGAGCUGGACAGUAACCAAUAUUUAUUUCUGCUUCCUAAAGCACAGCAAUGGCAUUUCCUCAUUUGAUUUUAUCUGCAGGUCUAUUAUACCAAUGUUUUGAUUAUUAAAAUAUGUGUGUAAUGAGGUCUACAAAUUGGCACAUUAUUUAAAUGCUACAAAGUGAUUAGAAAAUUGAGUUACCCAUUUUCCUAUUUGGCAGGAGAGGUCUGACAGGAAGAUUCUUCAGUUAUGAAUCUAGCAUGUGCAAGAGAAAAAUUAUACAAAUUGCAAUAAUCUUCCUGUCAAAAGUAUUAUAGCACAUAGCACUCAGGAAAAAAAAAAAUUGUACUUUUCAACGAAAAACUACCACAUUCUUCAGUGAAGUACACAUUCUGCUGGUAUGAAUUCAAACUUAUCCAACAUAUCCUGCAUUUAUACCAGGCUGAAUUUAACUCUACUGCUUACUUUUGUAUAGGGAAAGCUCUGCAUACAUAAUAAAUGAGAUCAUCAGAUAAGUUUUAGGAAGCAGGGACUCAUCUUGAAUGAAGAACAGCAUUAUUUUAAAGCAGCAGAAACUCCAGCUUGACAGGUAGGAUUUGGCAGAGUUUGCAAACCCUGACAUCUCAUGGCAGCACUGAGACAAAAAAAAAAUUAAAAAUAUUUAAUACAGUCUUCUGUGAUGGCCAAAUUGAAUCUGGAGUGUAAAAUCAGACCUUAUUCCUGGCUGACUUUAUCUGCUUCCCCUUGGUUUUAUGCCUAAUUCAUUCAGCAAUUUUUCAAUCCCAGAAGAGACACACUUAUUUUAAAUAACUAUACAAAAUCUCAUUACUAAAUGCUGCUAGAAUUAGAAAUUGGUACAGAGCCCCUCUGAACAGAUGAAUUUCAUAGAAUUGUGCAUGGAUGGCAAUACCACCAUGUGCUUUGUUUUCCAAAAACUGCAGGAACUGAAAAUCAAAAGGAAGACAUAGCAGGAAGGCUAAUAAUUUGUUAUUCAUAAAGUUCAAGGUAUUAUGGGUAUUUACCACCAGACAAGAAGUUAUUUGAUGUUUUGUGUGUGUUCUGUGGGAGGGGGAGAAAGCUUCGUACUCAAAGCCAAAUCUGUUAAAUUUCUUUAUUCUGUCUGUGGACCAGUCUAGCUGUGAGCAUGUUAUUGAACAAUGUUCUUUGUAACUGUCAGUCAUGGGGAUAGGAGAAUCAUGGGGAUAUAAAGCAAUAACAGCCUCAUUCCAACAGAAAGGCACUUACACAACGAGACAAGGUGUGUAUAGGAAAAUCAUGAACCUGCAGAUCUGUACUCAUCAGUCUGACAAGGCUGGGGUUGUUCAUCUUUGUGAGUAACUGCUUCUCUUACAGAGAAAACUAUACAAGGCUCUGAAGGAUAUCACAAUCUCUGUGAUAGCCUAAGACCUGUAGUGCUUUUGUUUUUUUUUUUUUUUUUUUUUUAAUACCUCUUCCCAAAGGCAAAUAAUUAUUUGGAAUGAAGACCAAACAACACUUAAGCAGAAUUCCAGAUUUAAAAAAUAAUAUCUGCUGGCCAGGGGUAAAGAAAUAAAGCAAAUCUAACAGGGUCAGGAUGCUGUCAGUGUUUUAAUGCCUACACCCAUACUUUAGGUAAGCUUUCUUCAGAACUUUAUUACUGCUCUUGAAAUCUUUGAAAGAAUUGUUGCUCUUAAUGAGUGCUAUUGUUGGCUUUGCCUCAUGAAACCAAGAAUCAGGGUGAUAGGCAAUUAAGUGGCAAAACAUUAAGGGAAACAUUUAUUCAAAUGAAGCUGCAAGGUCUAUGCACAGAGAUCAGCACAGUCUUGGCCCAGCUCAUUUGUGUUAUUUUUUUUCUUUCUUUUUUUUUUUUUUUUGGGGGGGGGGUUUGUUUUUUAUUUUUUUAUGUUAAGACAUCUUUACUUACCUGAAGAAAGCAUAUUGAAGCAGAGAGAUUAAAAGUAUGGUCCAGUUUAGCACACACAUCACUAACCCAAUUUCUGUGCCUGAUGCAGCUGCACAGCACAACUGUCUGGUGAAGUGGCAGUAGUGUCCCAUGGAUUUUCUUGAGAAAAAAAAUGGCAGGAGAAGUCUAGUCAGGCACUUAACAUUGCAUUAAACCCAUGGAAAAAAAGUAUACUUGUAUUCUUCCUUGUUUUUCCUAACACACAAGAACUGGGAGGUGGGAGAUAUUACUUCUUAAUCCCACUUCUGCUCUAAAUAUUUACAGACAGAAGGAUUUCCCAGAAGGGAGCUGAGUUUACUUACACGAGCUGAUGCUGUAAAUGCCACACCAAGCCCAAAUUUCCAUAAAAAACUGUAUAAUCACAGCAAAUAUUCUACAGUAGCAGCAACAUCCAUUUCUGUCUGAAUAAAAGUGACAGACAAAAUUUACCACAGCAGAAACUGCAGCCAGCAAAGCUCCUGGCAGUACAAUGACACCUUUGUCAUGCUCUCCUUAACAACCAAAUUAAUUAAAGAACAUAAUUAAUGACAGGAUGACUGACCACCUUUUUAUCUUUUUUAAAUGUCACUCAACUUCUCUCUCAGCACUUUAUGCUUUCUUCUCAUGCAGCUGACCUUGUCAUUGAUAAGAAGUUACAUGGAAGGAACAGUACUCAACAGUAUUUGAGCCAGUAUUUUAAGUUGCAAAUGAUAAAAGCAGCCUCUUGUGAUUCAGUGUGAUGAGUGUAAUGAAAAUGAGGAAGUUUUACUUUUUUUACAGAGUAUUUUCCCUGCAGGACUUGCCUAUCACAUUACAUGAAAUUUAGAAAUACCCCAGCUUUCUGUUCAGCUGGAAAGAAAGUUGCAGAGUAACAGAAGCAGUUAUUAAAGAUACUUCAGAUUUUAGUGUUUGGGGUUUUUUUUUCAUUAUGUAGCUGAACAGUUCUGCCAGACUGAGACCUCAAAAUGUCGUUUACAUUUCCUUUCUUUAAACUGGCUUUGCACCAAUACAAAGUCACACAGGGCAAAGUGACAACUCUGCAUUAAGGGACCCAGAGCCAAUAAAUGCAACUGGCCUUUGAUGCAGUGGGUACCAUCAGAAAGAGGUUUGAGAACAGAUAUUGGGACAGACUCUUGCACUAAGAGAGCUAAAGAAGCUCUCCCUUUGGAAAAAACAAAACCAACAAUCUGUUAAUAAUUAAAUAUCUUUACUUGUUACUUUUUGUGAAAUGGCGCUUCAUUUAACACAGAACUGGUUAAUUAAAGAACCAUUUUCCUUGCAAGCA
Messenger RNA from Taeniopygia guttata (zebra finch), 4598 nucleotides. NCBI's taxonomy places the organism in Eukaryota, Metazoa, Chordata, Aves, Passeriformes, Estrildidae. The record is from RefSeq and is a predicted model, not a curated record.